CAAAUCUCGGGAACAAUAGGGUGCCUGUUCCCCUGGUCCUGCCUCCUCUGAAAAGACCAGGGCUGGAGCCCUGGGGAGUCACUCGAUCCUCAGCUCCCCUACAUGGACAAACCCAGUGGAAACAAGACCCAGUCUCUGCCUCCGUUGCCACCCCCCAGAUCACUGGGUAAGCACCGGAGAGGAGAGAAACAUCCAGUUUCCCCAUCUUGGAAAGAGGAAGCUCUCAUCUUGUUUUCCUCUGGUUCUCCUGGGCUUUUGAGCCAAUGGGAUGCUGAGGAGGAAGAUGAUGGAGAUGCAGAAUAUGAGCUUCCUCCUUGUGAGUCCCUGCCCCUCAAGAUGGCCCCUGCCUGUCCUCUCCCCCUGGAGAAGAAGCAGCUCUAUGUGGAUCGAUCCAUCACCCCUGGACCUCUCAAGCCUAUGCUCCAGCCCACCGCGCUGCUGGCUGCCCUGAGCCUACAGGAGGCUGUGGGUGGAGGAGACCACUUUGGUGGAAAAGAUCCGACGGCAUCUGGGAGCACAGAUCUAGCUGGAGGAGAUGACUCCGAGGAAGCCAUCUACCUGGAACCCAGUCGAGACCAGGACUUGGGUUCCCAGGCCCCACCACCUCCAACCAUGAUCCCAAGACCAACAGUGACCCCCAGAUCUGCCUACAAGCCCACUUCGGUCCCCCAGGAAGCUCGGAGUGGGACAGCAGACAUGGCUUGCAAUGCCCCUCCCUGUAAUCCCCUUCCUUCAGCUGGGAGGAAUCCACUCAAGGGGAAUACCCCUGCCGAUGAGGAGGCCAGCAUGCUGAGUCAGCCCUGGUAUUCCGCACACUGUGACCGACAUACUGUUGAGAAUGCCCUUCUUCACCUCCAAAAGGAUGGCACCUACACUGUUCGGCCCAGCUCAGACCCCCAAGGACUGAAGCCCUUCACCCUGGCUGUGUUCUUCCAUGACCAUGUCUACAAUAUUCCCAUCCGGUGGCUAGAUGCCAGGCAACAAUAUGCUCUAGGUCGGGAGGGCAAGAGCUAUGAAAAGAGACUCAUCAGUUGGAGAGCAGGCCCAGGGCAGGGGAACAUCGCCAGGGGACAAGGCUGCCAAGGACAAUCUGGAGAGUGAGGUGAGCUGGGAGUGAAGAUGAUGAAGCCUCUGAUUCUGAGGCCUGUAAGACAGAGCUCUAGAAUUCUGGGCGCUCAGAGAAGGGUGCCAUGGCGGGGGGAGUUUGGACAGCCUUAGGAGAGGAAGUGGGUCUACAAGAAGAGUGAAGCUGGUGUGAGGAAGAGGAGCAGCAGACCUCCCCAGCGUCUCCCGUCACCAUCACAUCCGCUAUCCUUGGACAAACCAUUUUCACACCCAGCCUCUCCUGUGCCUCACACCAGGGUCACAGAAAGGCCAGCUCACCAAAGACACAGCAAGUCGCCUAUCAGAAUGGCGGCCACUCCCCCAAUGUCAAGGGGGCCUCCCACCUCCCCAGGAACCCACAAACCGAAAUGCUUUUCUCUUGUGUUCUUUUUUUUAAGGCUUUAUAUUGAUAUCUUUUGUAUUUUACCUCACAAUCCUUUCCCAGUGGAAACAGCACUGGGUUAGAGUCUGAGGCCUGGGUUCAAAUACAGACUCUUCUAUUCACUAUCUUGGAAAAGUGAUUUUGCCUCUUUGCACCUCAGUUGUAAAAUGAGUGGUGUGGCUGACAAGGCCUCUCAGGCGCCUUCCCACUCUAAAUCCAUGAAUCAGCCUAUGUACCACUCCUCACACCUGCCCAAAUCCUUCCUUGUAAGAAAUGAGGGAGCAAACAAUGAAGUCCUAGGUAUCCCCCACUCUGCCCCAGUCGUGCCCCACUUCUUCACCAAGAGGAGGCAAGUCGGUGUCACUGUGAAUUUUCUACAGUCGAGACCAGUCAUUACAAACCCUCAGAAUUCCCCUAGUGUUUUUGUCUUUUACAAAGCUUGUCACAAAUGCUGUUUCUGUGUUUGUUUUUCCCGUAACGCCAUGCUGCCAGCCUUGGGAAAGCCUCCCUGCUUUGCAGCAGUCUCACCCCUUCAUUCAGAGUAGAUGCCUUUCAUUCCCCAGGGGAGGACGCUGAAGCCCAGAGAAGGGCCACACAACUUAAUUGAUCUUUAGUACUGCUUACUGCUAAGUGAGAGUUCCAGUGGAGGUCCCUCGAUUCCCAGUCCAGUAUUUUACUAACCAGAUCUUUCAACCCUCAAAAAAAUACUUCUCUGUCAUAUGUGACGGCUUUAUGGGAGGGGGAGAGGGAAGGAUGCUUGGGAUAACUACGGUGA
This is a messenger RNA of Phascolarctos cinereus (koala), 2261 nucleotides long. Lineage: Eukaryota; Metazoa; Chordata; Mammalia; Diprotodontia; Phascolarctidae. The record is from RefSeq and is a predicted model, not a curated record.